AUGUGGCCGAAUCAUCCGGAGAUAGCCAGUAAGCUCUCCUGGUACUACUUCCAGAUCAUCACCGUUAACGACUGUCUCUAUCGCAGUAUGCAGGAUGUAGAGUUUGUCUUCUUUGGUGAUCUUGACGAGAUCCUGGUGCCCGUAAGCCCCUCGGCCAAAAACUGGAGUACUCUGACAGAUUACCUCUGGAAUGCGUCCUCUCUGAUCCUCCCCAGCCCAGGAUACUGUUUUAACUCGGCCAUCUUCCCUACCACUGCACCGGCCCGGAACUUUGAACGGCCCUUCCAUAGACGCUAUACGCGGCGUGUUGAGAAGUUGGACACUGUGCGCAGGAAAUGUCUGGUGCGACCUUUGUGGAUUUUUGAGAUGGGCAUCCACCACAUCAGUAAACCCUACGAAGAGUCUACGCUGACGGCCCUCAAUAUGAGACCUGGUCAUUCCGAAAUCGCAAUUGUGCACCACUAUCGGUUUGAAGCGAUUGAUCGUAGGGAACAUUGCAUUGAGGACAAAUCGCUUGAGAGAUUUCUUCCAUAA
This is a messenger RNA of Spirometra erinaceieuropaei, 534 nucleotides long. NCBI's taxonomy places the organism in Eukaryota, Metazoa, Platyhelminthes, Cestoda, Diphyllobothriidea, Diphyllobothriidae. The record is from the annotation of a GenBank genome assembly.